Messenger RNA from Daphnia pulicaria, 2161 nucleotides. RefSeq names its product eukaryotic translation initiation factor 2-alpha kinase 1-like. NCBI's taxonomy places the organism in Eukaryota, Metazoa, Arthropoda, Branchiopoda, Diplostraca, Daphniidae. Gene Ontology annotation, molecular function: protein kinase activity; ATP binding. The record is from RefSeq and is a predicted model, not a curated record. The coding region runs from base 272 to 2134 and encodes 620 amino acids. Gene Ontology annotation, biological process: protein phosphorylation. The transcript is spliced from 14 exons.
GGCGGCGUUGCCUUCUGAUGAAGUAGUCUGCUAACUGCUUGAAAUGUAAGAAAAUUAGUGAUCCGAAGUUUGAAGUUGUUUUUACUUUGGAUUUAAUGAUUUGAUGGAAGGAGGGAAUAAUUUUUGAUGUAUGGAUGAACUUCUCAAAUUUCUAGUGUUGCUCAACCAAUCUAGAUAGAUUUCAGUGUGAACAACAUUAUGAGAAAUCCUCAUAGACUGAAGAGUACCACAAUUACAUUUCGUUCACAUCGAAGGAGAACUUGAAAGAGAAAUGAGUUUUCUACCCGUGCCUAUAACUACCUUUGAUGGAGGUCCAAUAGAAGAAUCCACUAGUCUAGCAUCUACUCUCCGUCAUCAGUUCCCGCAUGUAUUGCUCAUAGAGUGUAUGUUGGAAAGAAUGUGCGCCAUACACGAAACUGAUUCAGCUAAGCAAAAAGAACUGUAUGAUGCAAUAAGAAAAUACUUUAUAAGCUCUCGUCUUCUACCACCAACUGCUGGAUUCCCUGAAAUGGCAGGAGUGAGAUUGAAAAUUUCUUCAGACUUGAAUAAACUCUUUUGCCUUGCAAAACGUCAGAUAGCUACAAGUAGGCAAACACCUAUAACAGGUGGUUCAUUGGUUGUUGCAAAUCCAUCUCCAGUUGCUGGAAAUAUUUGGAGCUCAUCUGAUGGCAGUGAACAUUUGUUUACAUCGCGUUACCAGUUAGAUUUCAAAGAAAUGGAAUUUAUAGCAGCUGGUGGCUUCGGUGUUGUUUAUAAAGCUUACAAUUUUAUCGAUAACAUGGAAUAUGCAAUCAAGAAAAUUCUGAUCGGGCCAAAGUCUGCUGCCAAAAUUCUUCGUGAAGUGCAACUUCUUUCUCAACUUCAUCAUCCAAACAUAGUUGCGUAUAAGAGUGCGUGGCUGGAAUAUUGUCCAACACAAACAUUUCAUGAGAUCCUUCAGCAUAUGGAUGACAUAAGUACUUCUUCUCAAGACGACCGACUUUCCACAGUGAUAAGCUCUUCCCAAUCCCGUGAAAGAAUUCGAAAAUCAUCGUUUCUAGAUUCAUUUAGUAGUGAUAGUGUUGUUUUUGAAAGUGAAACUCCAACGAAUGUCUCUCCACUUGAAAGAUGUCCUCCACAGACUCCGAAUGGGAUCGUUCAGCAUGUUAAUGAUUUCAGUAUUUCGUCUCAACACAGAUCCACAGUAAAUAUUACCUCAUCCUUUUCCAGUAAUUGUGAAAUGGUUAUUAGCUCCAAUGGAGAGAGCAUUAUAUUUGAAGGUGAUACACCGACGAAUUCAUCUUCACGUUGCUAUUCUCAGACCCGUUGUGAAGUGGGUACGACAAAUCACAGUGUCGUGUUGAGCAGCAACUGGCGUUUCAAUCGAUCUUUUCCGUCUCCUGCGAUGUUACUGUAUAUUCAGAUGCAGUUAUGUCCACAAACGUUGCGAAGUUGGUUGAAACAUCGAAAUGAAAGGAUAAGAGUGUUAAAUAGCAUAGAUCUCGAGUUGUCGAUAUUUCGCCAAAUCGUUCAAGGAAUAAAUUAUAUUCACAACAACAAUAUUAUUCACCGCGAUAUAAAACCGGAGAACAUAUUCGUGGAUGCAACAGCGAAUCAGGUCUUAAUUGGAGACUUCGGGCUUGCAGUGCUUAACUUCACGAAUGUCCCUAAUAAUGGUGCGAUAUCAACUAAAAUUCCAGGUUUUGGAACUCGUGCUGCUACUAGAGGAGUUGGCACUCAAACGUAUGCAGCACCAGAACAACUGGCUAGUCGAGAACCGGACGCCAAGUGUGACAUUUACAGUCUUGGAAUUGUUUGUUUGGAAUUGCUCAACCCUUUUGAAACAGACAUGGAACGAUACAAAACAAUCGAAACAUUGAGAUCUCGUUCUGAAAUACCAGUUGAGAUUGUGAUUAAGUGGCCUAAUAUGGCAAAUUUAAUCGUUAAAAUGAUCUCUCGUGACCGAGCGUUACGCCCGUCUGCUGCCGAAGUCAUAUCCUAUCUCGACUCGGACCUAACAACACCCACAUUGGGGCCCCAAACUGUCCCCAAUCCUGACGAACUUUUGGCUAUCAUUGAGAAUUUGAAACGCAAAAUUGCUGAACAGGAUUCAGUUAUAAAAGCGUUAUCUAAAAAUCAAAAGUUACCUGAUUAGAACGUAAAUAAACUGUGCAAAUAAGGA